Molecule: messenger RNA, 2921 nt
Organism: Mytilus trossulus (common blue mussel)
Lineage: Eukaryota; Metazoa; Mollusca; Bivalvia; Mytilida; Mytilidae
Product: flavin-containing monooxygenase 5-like
Exons: 7
Coding region: 235-1842 (535 amino acids)
Molecular function (GO): flavin adenine dinucleotide binding; N,N-dimethylaniline monooxygenase activity; NADP binding
Source: RefSeq, a predicted model, not a curated record
AUUUUACAAAAUUAUAUAAUUUACAUGUGGGGCAGGUUCUUGAAUCCGGAUUUUUUAGUGAGUCCGAUCUUGGUUUAUGAAUUAUAUUGUCGACAUACAUAAUGACACUGGCUUAUCGGUGGACUGUCAACAUAAUUUAUCUCAUCUGUUUAUCAGUUCAAAAGUUGGAACAGGAAAAUAAACAAAGCGUAUAUAUAUCGGCUUUUUCUGGUUGCAUCUGAGAAAAAAGCCACCAUGAAGGUUGCAGUAAUUGGAGCAGGAGCCAGUGGAUUAACUGCUAUAAAGUGUUGUUUAGAUGAAGGAGUAGAACCAGUAUGCUUUGAAAGAACAGAUUAUAUAGGUGGAUUAUGGAGGUAUACAGACAAGGUCACUGAAGGUCAGUCAUGUGUGAUGAAGUCUACCAUUAUCAACACAAGUAAAGAAAUGAUGUGUUACAGUGACUUUCCCAUACCAGCAGACUAUCCUAUCUUUAUGCAUAAUACUUAUGUUCAGAAGUAUUUCAACCUUUAUGCUGAUAAAUUCAACCUACGGAAAUACAUACAAUUUGGAAAAGAGAUAUUAAGUAUAAACAAGCAACCUGAUUAUAAACACAAUGGUCAGUGGAAUAUCAAAGUGAAAGACAAUAAAACUGGUGAUGUGGAAGACACUGUGUUUGAUGCUGUUAUGGUAUGUACAGGCCAUCAUGCUGAAAAACAUGUUCCUGAAUUCCCAGGUUUAUCAGACUUCAAGGGAGAAGUGAUUCAUAGCCAUGACUACAGAAAUCCAGCAGGAUUUGAAGGAAAGAGAGUAGUUAUAAUUGGAAUAGGAAAUUCUGGAGGUGAUAUGUCUACAGAACUAAGCAGAGUAGCUUCACAGGUGUUUUUAAGUACUAGACGAGGAAGUUGGGUAUUGAAUAGGAUAGGAGACAAUGGUAUGCCAUUAGACAUGGCCAAUACUGAUAGGUUUAAACUGGCAAUAAAGAAUGCAUUACCACCUUCCGUCAUAACUAGUAUAGUGGAAGGUCGUCUAAAUGCCAGAUUUGAUCAUUCACUAUACAGUCUCAAACCUAAACAUCAUGUUUUCUCCCAACAUCCAAUGGUAAAUGAUGAAAUGCCAAACAGAUUGGCAUCAGGAACUUUGAGGAUAAAACCUGAUAUUAAAACAUUUACAGAAAAUGGAGUUAUAUUUGAUGAUGGCACCAAAGAAGAGAAUAUUGAUGUUGUUUUCUUAGCAACAGGAUAUAAAUUUGGCUUUCCUUUCUUAGACAAAUCUGUAUUAGAUGUCAAAGAGAAUCGUGUUGAACUCUACAAAUAUGUUUUCCCACCUAAAAUGGAGAGAAAAAAUACUCUGAGUGUUAUAGGAUGCAUACAACCUCUUGGGGCCAUUAUGCCUAUAUCUGAGUUACAGUGCAGGCUAUCUUUGCGUGUUUUUCAGAAAAAAGUCAAACUUCCCUGUAGUGACGAAAUGAUAUUGGACAUAAGAUCUAAAGAAUUGGCCAUGAAAGAGAGAUAUGUACAGACACAGAGACAUACCAUUCAGGUGGAUUAUAUCGACUAUAUGGAUGAACUGGCUACACUCAAUGGAUGUCUACCUGAUCUUCAAUCAGUAUUUUGGUCAGAUCCUAAAUUGGCCUUUACCUGCUUCUUUGGGCCUUGUACACCUUACCAGUACAGAUUGCAGGGACCAGGAAAAUGGAGCGGAGCUAGACAGGCAAUAAUGACACAAUGGGACAGAACAUUUGAUUCCCUGAAAACAAGACCAUUGGGAUUUACAGAAAAACCAUCACAGAAGAAAUUCUUUAUUUUUUACUUUGUUUUUGUGGUGCUAUUUUGUUAUUUGGUGCAUGUUAUAUUUCUGAGGUAAUGUUCUAUGACCAAAACUUUGACUCUGUUGACCAACACAAAGUUUCUAAAGAUUUUAAUGACAAAUGUCCUUUGACAACAUAGUAGAAAGCACUGCAUGUAGUUUUGUUUUCUAAAAGUUGGAUACUGAGAAUUUUCAAGUAUUGAAAUAUCUUUCGAUAUGAAUAAAAAAAAUGAAAAAAAUGAGACGAUAUAGAUAAAAAAACAAAUAACUGUUGAUGUCACAAAAUGUGAUUGGUUUUUUUUUCUGAAUAAAGAAAUAUAUGAGUUUUUUUCUUAUUGGUUGAUACAAUGAUUUUGUUUUUACAACCAAUAGUUAAAAAAUCAAAUGACAAGAUACAAUAUUAUACAGUGUUCUCCCCAGGACCCUUGAGCAUCACGGUUAUGUGAUGCUAUAUUUCUGAAUGUGAUGCUAUCUGAAUUGAUUUUCUCAUAGAUUUUAUUAUGGAUGUGAUGCUAUAAUUUUUAGAAACAAGAUGGUAUUUCAAAUUUUCUUGUUUACCAGGAUGCUAUAUGAAACAUCUGGGGAGAACACUGAUUAUAUACCUAAGAUAACAUUUGCUUUUUAAUCUUAAACUAUUUAUUAUUUUGUACUGCUUUAUGUUGAUGUAACAGGUGCUGAAUUGUAAUUGUUAUAAAAUACAGAAGAAGUAAAUGUAUAUAUUAGUGUGUAUGAAUUUUUAGUCAGGUCCUCCAUAUUUUAAUUUGCUGCCUAAAAUGUUUUAGAAGCUAUAUUCUGUCGAGCACAAUUAAACGCCAAAUAUUUCUUUAGCACUACAUAUCACUCCUGUUAUUGUUUGUAUUGUAUAAAAGGGACCAUGUAUGUAUUUGGACACAAAUAGUUGCAGACUGUCACAUUAUUACACUGAUUGCACAAGAUUAUUUUUAAGGGGAUUUUAAUCAACUAUUUACUGAUAUUAAUGUUUAAUUUGAUUAUUUUUUGUCUUCUAAAAGUAAAUGUUGUAGUGGCACAUGUUUAGCCCUCUAAGUUUUCUACUAUUGUUAAUGCUGUAUUGUUAAUGUUUUAUACUAAUCUCUAGUCAUUGUAGUAUUUAGUAAUUUGACCUUUUAACAAUUAUA